Trichoderma atroviride IMI 206040 is the source of this 1209-nucleotide messenger RNA. RefSeq lists its product as uncharacterized. Gene Ontology annotation, biological process: regulation of alternative mRNA splicing, via spliceosome. The record is from RefSeq and is a predicted model, not a curated record. NCBI's taxonomy places the organism in Eukaryota, Fungi, Ascomycota, Sordariomycetes, Hypocreales, Hypocreaceae.
AUGGAUAAACCGAAGCUUGCGUUCGGGCUCAACCUGACGAAAAAGCCUGGCGCAACCAAGCCGAUACCUGCGAGAUCAAAACCCAUGUUUGACAGCCACGAUAAUGAUUCGGACGAUGAGGGCACCAAGGUGGAAGAAAUCGGGGGCGAUUUGGAAGAUUUUACAGCAGCCAGCUCAGCACCAGCAGAUUCAGCGAGGGGAUCCAGAUCGAAGAAAGGCCCUAUAGCUGAACCUCCAAAACUCAAAUCGAAAAACCAGACCAACGCCAUGUUUGGAGACUUAUCCAGCACGCUCGCAUCUCGCAAGAACGCAGAGGCGGCCACCGAACUAGAUGCUAGCGUCUACGAAUACGACUCUAUAUACGACUCCAUGAAGCCAAAGAAGAAUAUUUCAAAAGAGGACGAGGAACGAAAACCAAAAUACAUGAAGAAUCUGUUGCGAGCGGCGGAUGUGCGGAAACGAGAUCAACUGAUUGCCGAAGAGAAGAAGAUUGCGCGGGAGCGUGAAGCAGAGGGAGAGGAGUUUGCCGAUAAGGAAAAGUUUGUGACGGAGGCAUAUAAGAAGCAGCAAGAGGAGAACAAAAGGUUAGAAGAAGAAGAGCGGAAAAGAGAGGAAGAGGAAGCCAAGAAAAACGAGGGUACUGGCAUGACGACUUUUUACAGGAAAUUGCUGGAUAAGGAGCAGGAGAGGCAUGCCGAGACUGUUCGAGCCGCAGAAGAAAUGGCCAAGAGGGGUCCCGAGGAGAAAGACGAUGAGAAUGAAGGAGACGCAGACGUUGACAAGGAGAAGGAAUUCGCCAAAGCGGCACAGGAGCUCAACGAAAAAGGAGCUUCCAUCUCCGUCAAUGAAGACGGCCAAGUCGUCGAUAAGCGACAGCUCCUCAAAGGCGGCCUCAACGUCGGCGCGAAGAAGAAGGUGGAGGCGCAACGGGAGGAGGCGGAUCGCCCGGCGGAGAGAGAGCGCAAGGAAAUCUCAGGCCAGCAGAUGAGCCGCAAGCAGGCCAUGCGGGAAAGACAGUCGCGGAUGCUCGCGGACCAGCUGGAAGCCUCGCUGAAGCGCUCGAGGGAGGCGACCGAGGCAAAGAGGGAAGAAGUGGAGAGGGCGGCAAAGACUCGCAAGACGGAUGGGGAGAUUUCGAGUGCCAAGGAGAGAUAUCUUGCGAGAAAGAGGGCGGCGGAGGAGGAGAAGAAGAAGGCUGCGGCGGAGUAA